AUGGCGCCCAAACGAGGGCCAGGACGCUCGAAGAAGGCGACGACUACCACCACCACUACGACUGCGACCAGGGGCGGCGCCGUGAGAGGAGGGAGAGGAGGCAGAGGCAGAGGAGGAGCUUCUGCGAGGGGUGGUGCCACUACGAGGAGCACACGAGCGACGACAGCUACCGCGACAGCCCAGGCGAACGACACACCGGCAUCUGGCCGUGUUACGAGGUCUACCGUGAACGCUGCCACGAACCCUCUCACUCAAGCCUUGGCCGAUCCGCGGACUAUUGAGAGGGAGGGUCGGGCUGCUGCGAGGGCGAGGGCUCAGGCUCGGACCCAGGCUCGGGCUGAAAAUGAGGCGGCUCGGGCUAGGGUCGCUCGAGCGGCUGAAGCAGAUGCACAGGCACGUGCACGAGCAGAAGCGGCAGCACAGGCCCAAGCAGAAGCGGCCAGGGCUGCAGCGGAACUGGAAGCAGAAGGGGUAUUGGAUGGAAUAGAGGAUGCUGCUGCGAGAGCUGCGAGAGAGGCGGCGGCGGCGGCGCAGGCAGCACGAGAGGCAGCAGCACGAGACGCCCAGCAACAACAGCAGAACGCACAGCCGGCCGGCAAUGCACCACCGCCGCAAACUCCAGGCCCUGGCAGCGGAUCUAAUCAAGGCUCGCCUCGGCCAAGUGGACGUCCGAGUCGAGGAUCUCAGCCUCCCACUUCUGCCGCCGACUCAGGGGCUACUGGACGUGCAAUUCAAGGGACUGGCCCGACUACGGUUCCGGCGACGACUGGCCCUACUAUAACCGGCAAUGAUGGUCAGUCUUCGACGCAGGCUGGGCCUUCUUCGACGCCUGAGCAGAGUGCGAAGUCGAAAGGAAAGCGCCCUCUUGAGGGGCACGGGGCUGGUGGACGCCCGCUCAAGAAAAUUAGGUUGAGUCGAAAGGGCAAGCAGAACGAGACGACCACCAAGGAUUAUCCAGAGGAUAAGCCUUUCGAGGGCUUGUCUGAACGGCUCCAAACCCUUGGGACCAACCCGCGUACACCCCUCCAGCGAGUCGUAACGUUGGGCGAGUCGCUGGAGGAUGAAGUUGUCUGGCGAGCGAUCGCGACCGUCACUCAAGCCGUUACGCAAACGGAGGGCGGGCCUCAAUUUACGCUCCUUGAAGUCGACGCCUGGCAAUUGGCCCUGGCAGGGUUUGCAGUUGGCCCAGAUGUGACUCUCCGGCUGGGCAAUGAGACGUUCAUUCCCUGGACAAUGGAAAGUAAUGAGCUUGGCCACACUUCACUAUUCAUUUUGGGACGCAACUCCUCGCAGCAAUUCACCUUGCGUCACUACGAUACCGCCAACAGACUCAGGACUCAUCGGAACGGAUUUCGUGCCCAAGGAGAUGCGAUCAGGAGAACGCUACACACCCUGGGCUGGCCACAGCAAGACGCAAACUUGACAAUCCCUGCAGCGACCGACACACAGCACAGAGGCAGACAGACACGGGGCGCAGGCUGGGUGUGUGGAAUCUACGUGACCCUGUUUUCCUGGUGUCAUGCUCUCGGUCUGGAUUUUUCUGGAUUCAGGGAAAUUCCCGGCGGAACAGCCAGAGUGAACUCCUUCCACAACCAAGCCGUUCAAUUGAUCACCCUAGCGCUGAAUGGCCUCUUGGACCACGAGACCCUCCGAGCGUUCUUGCGGUGCUACAGGUUCGUACCUCAUGACGCUCAGAUCCCGGCAAACCGACGUUUCGGACGCACCGUUACGCUGCGGAACGAAGGGGACAUCCCGAGGUACAUUGCCGCCACGAAUCGGUUCCUGCAGGUCUUCAGGGGCUUUGGCUCGGAGCUCUUAAACGGAGCUUUACCGGAAAGAUUCCUGCGAGAGAUCACGGCGUUGUAUCCCGACGCUUGGAUGCAAUGGACUGCGGAAGACUUUUUCGAUUUUCUGAAUGAGGAAGUUGAACAUUUGCAUGGACCACUCCAUAAAAGAACAGACAGGGGCUCUGGCGGUGGUCCUGGCCCUUCUUCCGGUGGCGGUUCUGGUGCUGGGGGCGGGUCCAAUGCUCAGGGGAAACGCCCAGAGGGCAGUAAAGAUGGCGAGAAUCGCAACGGCGAGAAAGAUGGCAGCCCUGGGAAGAAUGGCUCUAGCGCCAACAAGAAAAGAAAACAAAAGGAAGGCGGCCAGCAGAAUUGCCAAGAUGCUCCUCCGCAAGAGGAACCAGAUCCAUGUCAGAGAUUCAGUGAUGCUUUGCAGCAAAUAGCAGCUGCCAACACGCCAAUACACAUCGAGAAUCCUGCUCGGGUUAACGUCUUGUUGGAAGAUGAUACUGUGUUCAGGGCUAUCGCUGCCGUCACUGAAGCUGUGUCUGAACGUGGUACGGUCCGCUUCUCCAUUUUUGACAGCAUCGACAUCCAACGAGCAGACCGAACCGCAAGUGUCGAGGUCAGCCAGCGGCUUGCCAGGCCAAGAAAUGAUGUGCUCGUUGCGUACGUUCCAACCCAACGUCAUGUAUCACUGUUCGCUUUUACUAGGACGGAGAACGACAACUUCGAUGCGGUACAUUACGAUAGUGCUGCCAACGCUGGCCAUCGCGCAAAUUUGGGCAAUACCGUCGCAGGCGUUACACAUACACUGAACCGUCUGGAUUGGCUUAGAGUGCGAGGCCAAGGACGUCGGUAUGGAAGACCUGCAUCUAUCACGGGCAUCGAAACUGCUCAACAAAUGGAUGCGACGUCAUGCGGUAUGCAUGCCAUUCUAAAUGCUUGGACAAUAGCGCUAGGCUUGCAGCUAUCUCAACAGAACACGAUGACCCACGGCAGAUAUAUGACUGACUUCCGCCCGAACGCAGCGAGGCUCAUCAACUAUGCCUUGGAGGGCCGCGUGGACAGCGGUACCAUUGAAGCAUUCCUCAGGUGUUAUGGCUACAUUACCGGGGGAGCCACUGUGCCAGCAGAGCGUACCUUCGACAGAACCGUUGCACUGCCCAGAACAAUCGACCUUGGCGAUCGUGUGGCUCGGGUCCGGAUCCAGGAUGGACUUGAUGCGUAUGAAUCGGAUCAUCCUGGUGUGCUCUGGUACCGAAACCUCGAUGAACUUCUGCAGUUUUUGGGAGAAGAUCAAAACCGUGAUCUGGGUCUGGCGGGAUACACUGCUCAACAGUUCAUAGAUUUGGUCAGACACGAGCAGACUGCGCGACUUGAGUCGCUCCGAGCAGGACCAAUCUUGGGCACCCCACCGCCGAGGACGGGCCCAGCACGCGAGCCGCCAUCAGUUGAGCAAAGGUACAGAGAUGCCAUAGCAGCAGGUGUGCCUGACGAAUUCAUCCAAGACGCCCGGGAACGGGACCGUCUCAAAAGAGAGGAUCCGGACCUGGCUCGAGCAUUAGACGAGGCAGCAAGAUCAGAGCUAACACGAGGGCCUCAGCGGCAAGCAAGAAACGAAAGCGAUCAGAAUCAAGAUCACCCCGGACCUUCCGGAGACACAAGUGAUCCAAGUCAGACGAAUGGAGCACACCAGGCCGUUGAGAACCCAGCAAGCCAGGUGGACGGGGCCCAGUCGAGGAAUCAGGCUGCCAACCAGACUGCUGAAUAUUCCAAUGGUAGAAAUCAGACCGAUAGUGCAGAUGACCCUACUGCUCCUCAACCAGGCCAGAACGACGAGGGCCAGUCGACGACUACAGCUGCCAACCAAGCUCCUGAAGACACAAAUCAGUCCAGGGGCACAGCCAUAGGCCAGGCUGCUGAAACACACCCCGAUCAGACAGCCCCGGCUAAUUCGACAACGCCGUCUAUCAACCAAACUGUAGGCGAUAAUCCAGACCCAAUUGCAACACAGUAUGCGCCUCUCAUACAGAGGCUUGUGGGCGAGUAUCUCCAAGACCCGGAUGGCCGGGCUCUGGUGCCUCCGCCCAUGAGGCUGAUGACCCGAAUUCUGGCAUGGCAGCCGACCCUCGACGAUCCUAUCCUCGUAGCACGCAUCGCAGAGCUUGCGAUACACCGAUGGCGGGCGAGAAAUCCCAACGAUCUGACGAUACGGCACCGGGAGACAAUUUUUACCAUCGGGCCACCAACCCUUCUCCAACGGGCACGCGAAGCCCUUCACCGUCACAGGCGAGGCGAUCGACCCAGGCGGGAUGAUGUAUUACCACCUCCUAUUCCUCCAAUGGACGAUCAGGCUAAUCUCCAGCACGGCUCUGAUGUGAGACACCCCGAUGCAGUUGCUGCCGGUCUCCAGGCUCAGAAUGUGCGCGAGUGGCGUCGUGGGCCACGGCGACCGGACCGCGCAGGUCGAUCGCAGCCAGAGGGACUGCAGACUUUAGUGAAUAGACUGCAUGGAUCGCAUGCUACCCGGCCCCAACUCGAGGCUGCCGCUGAGGGCGACACGGAGUCCUCUGACGACGAUACUAGGGACUACGACGACUCUGACGAUUCUGACGAUUCUGACGACUCUGACGACUCUGACGAUUCUGACGACUCCGAGGAAGCACGCAGGGCGGCAGCACAUCGUGAGCGUAGACGUGCAGAGCGAGAAGCGCGACGCCUUCGCGCGGAAGAAGCGGAAGAACUCGACCUCGACGAUCUGGAUCUGAUUGGAGCUAUCCCUGAAGCACCUCGCACGCGCUACGAAGUCCGAGUUCAUCGAGAAGCUAUUCUUCGCAAUCGCCGCCUGACUUCCCCAGAUGAUGACGAGGAGGAUGACCUUGACGAGCUCGAUGCAAUCGGGGCCACUCUACCUGAAACACGUCGUAGAGGAACAACUCGAAGGUCGCCGCAGACAGUCCAAGCGGAUGGAAGGCAUUCAGAGACUAGCCCUGAAGCCUCAGCACGCCCAGAUGUACGACCUGGCCGAUCAAAUGCACCGUCACCUCCCAACAGAAGGCAAGACCGUAAACCGCGUGGGACCAAUGCUCGGACAGCUCGUUGGCCACCGCCAGAAGGGCGAGAGCCUUCACCGCUUCCACCCAGAGAACAGAAUCGUACACCUCGCUCGGCUCAUGGUUGGACAACUUUUGGGCCGCCACCACAGGGGCUAGAAGGUGCACCGCCUCCACCCAGGCAGUCUAAUCGUACACCUCGUGUGCCGCGCGAUGCAGAUCAGACCCAGCGAUUGCCAAGACUUGAAGACGUCGCUAGUCUUAUUCGUGUGCGAUACAGUGAUCUAUCCGGUCUUCCUGCGCCAAAUGAUGAGGAUCGAAGGCGUGUGGAAUGGUUUGAGGGCCGUGAACGUCAGGGGCAGCAGCAGCCAGCGGCUCCGAGUACACCAACGGCUCAAGUACAAUCAGAGAGCGUUCAAGGCGAUGUCACAAGUCAACAGGAGGGGACAGAUAUCUCCCCCUUGACAUUCCUGGAGCAACUUGUGGACCUCACACCAGGCAUGUAUUCCCCGCAGGCGCCUGCUUCUGUCAACGAUGCUCCGACUCCAACACCAGCUGCGCCGGAGGCACUACCCGAUAGUGCCGACGGAGAAGAUGUCGAUAGCUUGUUUGGAGAGCCAUCGGACGACGUUUUCGCUCACUUCGUCCAGGUCCCGCCAGAGCCCUGCCCGCCUGUCAAGCGCUUGCCACUUGCGCUGCCUAGUCUGCCAACUCCAAAAGCAAUGCUGGAGAAGCCAAUGUUGAAACCAUCGACUGAGUUGGACUACUCGAAGCUCUUGGAAAAGAUCCUCGAUGAUCCUGCAUUCUAUCCCGUGAAAGAGGUCUCACCAAGGCAUGUCAUCGAAGAGCAAGAAGAGGAACAAGCGAACGAGCCGAUGGAUGUCGAUGAGGACGAUGUUGAAAUGGAAGAGGCGCUUUUGCAGGAACUCGAGAAGCCAGAUGAGGACAUGGCGGAAGUCGACAAUGCUGAUGUCGUGUCCACGACGAGUAGUGCAAGAAGGCUGAUUGAUGUCUUCACAGGUCGUCCAGUGGGUGAAGAGGAAGAGACCGAGAGGCGCGACAGCUAUCGCGACCAGCAGCGAGAGCAGGAAGAGUGGCGUGGAAGUCAUCCGCACCAUCAUCGACGGUCGCAAUAA
Messenger RNA from Zasmidium cellare ATCC 36951, 5976 nucleotides. RefSeq lists its product as uncharacterized. Lineage: Eukaryota; Fungi; Ascomycota; Dothideomycetes; Mycosphaerellales; Mycosphaerellaceae. The record is from RefSeq and is a predicted model, not a curated record. The coding region runs from base 1 to 5976 and encodes 1991 amino acids. The transcript has 2 exons.